This is a messenger RNA of Aureobasidium melanogenum CBS 110374, 471 nucleotides long. RefSeq lists its product as uncharacterized. The transcript has 2 exons. Gene Ontology annotation, cellular component: nuclear pore; cytoplasm. Lineage: Eukaryota; Fungi; Ascomycota; Dothideomycetes; Dothideales; Saccotheciaceae. Gene Ontology annotation, biological process: nucleocytoplasmic transport. Gene Ontology annotation, molecular function: GTPase activator activity. The record is from RefSeq and is a predicted model, not a curated record. The annotation marks the transcript as partial.
CAGGAGGACGAGGCCGACGAGAAGGAGCCUGACGUCCACUUCGAGCCCGUUGUUCACCUUACCGAGAAAGUCGACACCAAGACACACGAGGAGAGCGAGGAGCAGACCUUCAAGAUGCGCGCCAAGCUCUUCAAGUUCGACCGUGACAGCAGAGAGUGGAAGGAGCGUGGUACCGGUGAGGUUCGUCUCCUCAAGCACAAGGAGAACGGCAGAACCAGACUUGUCAUGCGCCGUGACAAGACCCUGAAGGUCUGCGCCAACCACUACGUUGUUCCCGACAUGAAGCUCUCUCCCAACGUCGGCAGCGACCGCUCGUGGGUCUGGAACGCUUCGGCCGAUGUUUCUGAGGGUGAGCCUGAGGCUCAGACUCUUGCCAUUCGUUUCGGCAACAGCGAGAACGCCAACCUGUUCAAGGAGGCUUUCAUCAAGGCCCAGCAGGAGAACGAGGCUCUCUUCAACAAGUCUGACUAG